CUAUCGAGCACUCACCGACUCACUCGAGAGCUAAUACAGUCCACAGCCAUGGCGGCGAUCUUCACCACCCGGCGCACUGUAGCCUCCCUUGUCUCUCGCGCUCUCUCUUCAUCCUCUUCUCGAUCUCGAUUCGCUCUUCCUCUCCUCCACAAACACCCCCAACUGGUCCCCAACUCAGUAUCGACGAUCCCAACUCGGUCCAAGACCUCUGGCUACUCUCCCCUCAACGACCCAUCUCCGAACUGGAGCAACCGGCCCCCCAAGGAGACCAUUCUUCUUGACGGCUGCGACUACGAGCACUGGCUCAUCGUCAUGGAGUUCCCCUCCGACCCCAAACCCUCCGAAGACGAUAUGAUCAAUUCCUACGUCAAUACCCUUUCUCAAGUCCUCGGAAGUGAAGAAGAGGCGAAGAAGAAGAUCUAUUCGGUUUGUACGACUACGUAUACUGGGUUUGGGGCUUUGAUCUCUGAAGAGCUUUCCUACAAAGUUAAAGGGCUUCCUGGUGUUCUGUGGGUGCUGCCUGAUUCAUAUCUUGACGUUCCUAACAAAGAUUAUGGAGGGGAUUUGUUUAUCGAUGGGAAAGUCAUUCAUAGGCCGCAGUAUAGGUACAAUGAGAGGCAACAAACCAGGAACAGGCCUCGCCCACGGUACGAUAGGCGUCGGGAGACAAUGCAAACCGAAAGGAGGGAGCCAUUGCGAAGAGGGGCUGGGGCCCAAGAUCAGAGGGGACCUAUGCAGCAACAGGUAUCAAUGGAUGGCCAGAAUAUGUCUGAGAGUGGUGGAGGACCCUCUGUGCAUCAGGGCGGUUCUCAGGGGAGCAGUGCCUGAUAAUUAAUUAGUCAACUAUCAGAAUUUUGAACUUAUUGAAUCGUGUGAAGGUUGGGUGUUCUUUUUUUCUUUCUUUUAAAGUGGCCUGGCUUCCCCAGCAUUGCUAUGUAUGCUUAACGUGGAAAGUUUUAUUUGUCUAACCUCUAUAGAUGGGUGAAAUGUGAAUAUUUUCUAGGUCAUUUCUUAUUGGAGCUAUUCUACAUAUUUACAAAAUGAAGCUCUUCAUUGAACUGCCUACUAAAUUAUCAGCCUGUUUUGUCAUUAGUGGUUGCUGCCACAAAUCAGCAUGGAAUUAACUUA
This is a messenger RNA of Camellia sinensis, 1128 nucleotides long. RefSeq names its product plastid developmental protein DAG (gene MORF3). Gene Ontology annotation, cellular component: mitochondrion. Gene Ontology annotation, biological process: mitochondrial mRNA modification; cytidine to uridine editing. Lineage: Eukaryota; Viridiplantae; Streptophyta; Magnoliopsida; Ericales; Theaceae. The record is from RefSeq and is a predicted model, not a curated record.